CGCCGCCAUUUUGUGGAGCCCCCUCACCCUGCUCCGGCCCGGCCCGGCCCUGCCGCGCGAAACGGCGGCACAGGUUCCAAUAUCCCUAAGUAACAUUAUCACUCCUAAAUGCAAUGGAAGAGGGCAGGAGUGAAGAUACCCAGGGUGUUCUACGACUGAAUGUGGGAGGGUGUUUGUACACAGCCAGGCGCCAGUCUUUGUGCCGCUUCAAGGACUCCAUGCUGGCUUCCAUGUUCAGUGGUCGCUUUCCUCUGAAAAUGGAUCAAUCAGGAGCAUGUCUAAUUGAUCGGGAUGGAAGCCUCUUUAAAUACCUUUUGGAUUAUCUUCACGGAGAAGUUCGGAUUCCUGAGGAUGAACAAAUCAGAGCUGCACUGCAGGAAGAAGCAAAUUAUUUUGGCAUCCCUUAUCCCUACAGUCUGUCUGACCAUUUGGCCAAUGAAAUGGAGACAUAUUCUUUAAAGUCAAAUAUAGAGCUUAAAAAGGUUUUGUUAGAUUUCUGCGAUUCUUAUGAUUUAGUUUGUACCAAGCCCACAGUCUGGGUCCUGCACUAUCUCAACACUUCUGGAGUAAGCUGUGAAAGCAAAAUUAUUGGUGUGUAUGCCACAAGAGCUGAUGGGACUGAUGCAAUUAGUAAGGAGCUAGGAACAAAAAUUCAUGGUAAAAGCAUUUACAAAAGAGAAGCUGGAAAUAACGUCCAAUACAUCUGGAGCUAUUACUCAGUAGCUGAGUUGAAGAAGAUGCUGGAUGCUUUUGAUACCUGGGAAGGGAGAGGUGUCAGCUACUGGAGAGUGCCUCAGGAGCUGAUUGAAUGCUGGACACUGGAAGAACGCCCUUUGAAAGGCAGUUUGCAUCAUAUGCCUCCAGUCCAUAAAAGACGAUUAAUUGACUUUGCUGAAGAGGAGCACUGUUUGCCAUGUAAAGUGGGUCCCAAGCCAAUUCGAUUCUCAGGCCCCUCAACAAGUACCCAAAUCAAAGUCAAAAAUUCAUCUUCUUUAAGGGUAGGUGCUCGCCGUGCCUCACCUCCUGCAGCAACUGUGAAACAGCCCAGUGGUGGGAGUCUGACACUGCAGGAAGCAGCUCCUGAAGCUGUCUCCACAAGAAGCCACCAUCCCCAGGUGCCCAGUGCAAGUGCUGACCUUGGGGCACCCCAGAGGGCACUGCCCAGGAAACCCGAGAGCAACCGCGUGGUGAAGCUGAAGAGAACUCCGCUUUUUGUGACACCUCCUCAGCCUUCUCCCACCUGCAGUGAAACCAAUCGAAAGGACAGUGCUGCUGCUGACAUUCCUGCUGCUUCUGCAGCACCAAGCAGGAAAGAACCAGCUCCAUUAGCAGGAAGUUUUAAGCUGAAGAACAAAAAAGUGGAUGGAUGA
Calypte anna (Anna's hummingbird) is the source of this 1370-nucleotide messenger RNA. It is a transcript of the gene KCTD18, whose product is annotated as potassium channel tetramerization domain containing 18. Bases 114 to 1370 code for a protein of 418 amino acids. The transcript is spliced from 7 exons. Gene Ontology annotation, biological process: protein homooligomerization. The record is from RefSeq and is a predicted model, not a curated record. Lineage: Eukaryota; Metazoa; Chordata; Aves; Apodiformes; Trochilidae.